Molecule: messenger RNA, 1769 nt
Organism: Salarias fasciatus (jewelled blenny)
Lineage: Eukaryota; Metazoa; Chordata; Actinopteri; Blenniiformes; Blenniidae
Gene: pim2
Product: Pim-2 proto-oncogene, serine/threonine kinase
Exons: 7
Coding region: 192-1190 (332 amino acids)
Biological process (GO): negative regulation of apoptotic process; protein autophosphorylation
Cellular component (GO): cytoplasm
Molecular function (GO): protein serine/threonine kinase activity; ATP binding
Source: RefSeq, a predicted model, not a curated record
GAAGCGCGAGGCGGCCCACGGCGCCGAAAACAGAGCUGAAGGCAGAGCUUUUAACGUGGUCAGAGUGUUUGUAACGGCAUUGAAACAAGUUUUUCUCACGCUGAGCCCAGAAGUAAAGACAAGACGACAAGGCGAGAAGAUCGAGGAAAGCGGGAAGUUUGUGUGCGGGAUGAAGUGACGGAGGUUGGAGGAUGGAGGCAGGAGCCGUGGAGCUGCACCUGAAGGAGGAGGCCUGGGGGAGGAAUGGUGAGCCGGACAUCAGCUUCACUGCUUCCAAACUGCUUCAUCUCACACAGUUCGUUCCUGCUGCCAGGAAUUUUACAAGGAAAUGUUCACCAGUGAAGGAGCCGUUCUACAGGCAGUACGUCUGCGGCCCUCUGCUCGGCAGCGGCGGCUUCGGCAGCGUGUUUUCAGGCCAGAGGCUCUCGGACGGCCUGGAGGUCGCCAUCAAACAGGUUUCCAACGACCGGGUCGGGACGUGGACCAGACUGCCAGAUGAGGUGGACCCCGUUCCCAUGGAGAUCCUCCUCCUGCAGCGCCUCACGGAGUUCGGAGGUCACCGCGGCGUUGUGCGCCUCCUGGACUGGUUCCGGGUGAAGGGGCGGGGCUUCCUGCUGGUGCUGGAGCGCCCGCCGCACAGUCAGGACCUGUUCGACUUCAUCACGGAGAGAGGAGCGCUGCCCGAGCGCCUGGCCCGCAGGUUCCUGGGUCAGAUCGUGGACACGCUGCUCUUCGUGCACGCUCACGGCGUCCUGCACAGAGACAUCAAGGACGAGAACGUGGUGGUGGACACCAGGACGCUGGACGUCAAAAUCAUUGACUUCGGAUCCGGAGCGCUGCUGAAGGAGACGCCGUACAGCGACUUUGACGGGACCCGGGUCUACAGCCCCCCCGAGUGGAUCCUGAGCGGCUCGUACCGCGCCGAGCCGCUCACCGUCUGGUCUCUGGGCGUCCUGCUCUUCGACAUGGUCUGCGGGGACGUUCCCUUCGACAGCGACGAGGACAUCGUGCGGGCGCUGCCCGACUUUCCCGCCCGCCUCUCCAGCGGCUGCCGCUCGCUCCUCCGCUGGUGUCUGUGCUUCGAGCCGCAGCUCCGCCCCUCCCUGCAGGAGAUCCUGUCCCACCCCUGGAUGGGUGGAGGACAGGAGGAGGAGGAGGAGGAGCAGAUGUCAAACACGGGAGACUUUUGAAGUGUUCCUGGUUCAAGUGUUCAUGUUGCACUUUAUUUUUAUCCUUUUUCUGCAGAGCAGCUGUGAAAACUUCAGCCGAUUAUUUGACAAAGAUUUUUAACUGAAUCGGAACCAUUCUGGAACAGGAAGCCAAAUAAGUUCUCAGCAUUGUAUUUUCUGCAUUUGAUCUCCUGAUUUUCUGUUAACCGUCAUUGACUUUUUUUUUUUUUUGAAUUUUUGAUAAGAGUUAGCCUUAAAGUUAUUUAUUUUUACCAGUUUUACUGAGUUUUUUUUUAAUGAGUUUCUAGAAGUAGUUGACCUCUGAGCUCCUUAUUUUCUUCUAUCUGUAGAAAAGCUGUAAAUGUUCCAUUCUCAAAAAGUGACACAUGAUUAACAAUCAAAGUGCGGUGUGCCUUUGUUGUUCAGUUUUCAUUGAAACUAGUGGACAUCUUCACUUCUGUCCAGUUUUGUUCGGAGGUCUUGUUGUCAUAGAAAUGCUGGAGCUGAUGUUUAAAGUGGCCUUUUAGUCGCUUGUUUGUGGGAAUUUAUUUGAAAUGAGAAGUUUUGUAAAGCGAAUCUGACAUUUUGAAUAAAAGUUUG